CAUGCUUUUAGGAAAGCCCUCCGGAGUUCAACCACGAAAGGCCAUGGGCCACAAUCCCUUGGAGUCGUCAAAAAGGCCCGGGAUCUUGGUCUUACCUGUGGACAUCUAUUCCCCAGAAGUUCUUAAAGACCUGCGGAACCCCAUACCCCAGGGAAAAUCCCCGCAUCUGGUCCACCGGCGUUCCCAUUGAGUUUGCCGUCAGGGUACUGUGGGAAGUUAAGAUUGUUUGAGAUUUUAUAAAGUGAUCAUCAUGCGUCUCUCUCCAGCAUGGUACCAGUUUCUGGUGGGCGUUUUCGCCUCGCUAGGAUCGUUCCUUUAUGGAUAUGAUCUGGGUGUUAUUGCGGAGGUUAUUGCCUGCAAAUCGUUCGAAAGCAAGUUUGCAGCAGAUGACACGCAAACCGGGCUGGUCGUAUCCUUGUUCACAGCAGGUGCCUUCUUUGGCGCAGCAUUUGGAGGUCCUAGCGGUGAUAUUCUCGGCAGAAGAAAGACCAUCGCACUCGGUUGUCUAAUCUUUUGUCUCGGUGGGGGCCUCCAGACCGGAGCACAGACAGUCGCAUAUCUAUACAGCGGAAGAUUCCUGGCCGGGCUUGGCGUCGGAUUCCUAACUAUGAUCAUCCCUCUAUACCAAGCCGAAAUCUGUCAUCCUGACAUUCGAGGCCGAGUGACCGGUUUACAGCAAUUUAUGCUAGGUGUUGGUUCGCUAUGCGCUGCGUCUAUUUCCUAUGGCACGUACGUUGGAUUUGAACCAACAAACAAUGCUCAGUGGCAGGUCCCACUUGGACUACAAGUGGCUCCCGCCGUGUUUUUGGGCGUCUUGAUUAUGUUCUUCCCAGAGUCCCCACGUUGGCUUAUUGAUCACGGCCAUCACGAAUUAGGUCUGAAGACACUGGCCAAGCUUCACGCGCAUGGAGACGAGAAUGACGCAUGGGUUCGUGCUGAGUACAACCAAAUCCAGGAAAGCAUAACAUUCGAUCAUGAAAACGAAGCCAAAUCAUACUUGGACCUAUUCACAUCUCGGUCAUCGUUCCGCCGCCUCUUUCUUUGCUGUGCAUUGCAAGCUUCAGUGCAGAUGACGGGAGUGUCAGCCAUUCAGUACUAUUCUGUGACUAUCUAUGGGCAAAUUGGAAUCAAAGGAGACGAAACGCUGCGUUACCAGACAAUCAAUUCCGUCAUUGCUUUAAUAGCUCAGUUCCUCUGUAUGAUGUUCAUUGAUCGUUUCGGUAGACGGCGGAGUCUGAUCUUUGGCAAUCUGGGUAACUGCCUCACUUUCAUCAUUGCAUGCAUCCUCCUGGCAAGGUUUCCCCCAGAGGACAAUAACACGGGGGCCCAUUGGGGCUUUAUUAUUAUGACAUGGUUGUACAAUUUCUGUUUCUCUUGCACCUGCGGUCCCCUAUCGUGGAUCAUUCCGGCGGAGGUUUUCGAUACCAAAACUCGUUCGAAGGGUGUCUCAAUCGCUACCAUGACCUCCUAUGCAUUCAACACCAUGAUUGGCCAAGUGACACCAAUUGCAAUGGAGAAUAUUCGUUACCGAUAUUACUUUCUCUUCAUCAUCUGUAACUUCACCAACGCAGUUUUCUUCUGGUUGUUGCUGCCUGAGACGAAGAAAUUGCCGCUCGAGGAGAUGAACUAUCUUUUCUCCAAUUCUCCAUGGAUUGUGGUAGGAACCAAAAAGGACGACUACAUUCCCCAUGACUUGGAACGCAAAGUUGAGGAGCAAGAAGUGAAGCAGGAGGCUUUUGCAACGCACAAGGAGUGAAGCUUUUAAUGGCUCCACGAGAAUAGAGGGAAGAUGAAGACGAAUUAACGAAAGAUAGGGUGAGAGGGAGCAGGACAAUGGCCGUGGGCGGGGAGUAUAUAAGCAUUGGAUUGUUGCGUUUUGGUCUUUGAUGAUAUAAUCUUCUAUCUUUGCAUACACUGGAGAUAUGAUAAUGACGUUGGUUCUUCAAGGACAUUAGACAAUCAUAUAUAGUAAAUAGGAUUGAAGUCAUCGACUAUUGUGUGAGUUAG
Molecule: messenger RNA, 2007 nt
Organism: Aspergillus alliaceus
Lineage: Eukaryota; Fungi; Ascomycota; Eurotiomycetes; Eurotiales; Aspergillaceae
Product: sugar porter family MFS transporter
Exons: 7
Coding region: 251-1756 (501 amino acids)
Biological process (GO): transmembrane transport; carbohydrate transport
Cellular component (GO): membrane
Molecular function (GO): carbohydrate:proton symporter activity
Source: RefSeq, a predicted model, not a curated record